This is a messenger RNA of Aspergillus sclerotioniger CBS 115572, 2310 nucleotides long. Its product is annotated as putative long chain fatty alcohol oxidase. Lineage: Eukaryota; Fungi; Ascomycota; Eurotiomycetes; Eurotiales; Aspergillaceae. The transcript is spliced from 3 exons. The annotation marks the transcript as partial. The record is from RefSeq and is a predicted model, not a curated record. Gene Ontology annotation, molecular function: long-chain-alcohol oxidase activity; flavin adenine dinucleotide binding.
CAACGACUAACAUGGAGGAGGGUCCGGCAGAAAUGGCCGGAUACACCCCUCUAGAUGUCAACAUCCCCCCGGUACCUACGACUCAGGUUCUGACCAAUCUUCACUGGGAAACCCUGCUGGCUCUGGCGGACACGGUGAUCCCAUCUAUCCGUGCUCGUGGCCAUGAUGUGGAUGUUUCCUCAACCACACAUCAAACCGUUACCGAAACUCAACUAGAAUCUGCUACCUCCAGACUCACGGCCACCAUCACCCAAACAACCCCCCAAGCAGCAGAGGUAGCCCGGGCGUAUCUGCAGGAGAGUGCGUCGUCUCUUCCGGGAUUCCGUGAGGGCCUCCAGCGCCUGAUUGCCGACUACGUCCAUCAUGAAGGCCAGAACGGGCUGCGCUUCAUCCUCACCGUUCUGAACACCCGAACCGGAUCCCUUCUUCUGACUGGGUCGACCACCCCCAUCCAGAACCAACCCCUGGCAGUACGCGAGCAGAUCUUCUCCGGAUGGGCCUCGUCGCGAUUAAGCCCCAUCCGCCUCAUCCACCGGUCUCUAUCCGCAAUGUUCAAAACCACCUGGGUGGUGUCCAGCCCGACCCUGCCAGUCGCGCUGGGAUUUCCGCGCGUCCCCGUCCAUGGGAAGUACGCGCCGGGCUGCUGGGAGUACGAGUUCCUGCAAUUUCCUCCGGGUGAUCAUGAUGAAAAGGGCAAGGAGCAGCCGGAAAUCCUUGAAACCGACGUGGUGAUUAUUGGCAGUGGCUGCGGCGGUGCAGUGGCGGCGAAGAACCUGGCCGAAGGGGGCCACCGCGUGCUGGUCGUUGAAAAGUCCUACCACUACCCCUCGCAGUACUUUCCUAUGGACGUUCGGACCGCCCCGGUGAGUCUGUUCGAGGGCGGGGCAUCGAUUCUCACCGAUGACGCCUCGUUGGCCAUCUUCGCCGGCUCGACCUGGGGCGGAGGCGGCACCAUCAACUGGUCAGCGGCACUGCAGACGCAGGCCUUCGUCCGCAAGGAGUGGGCGGACGAAUCUGGUUUACCCUUUUUUACCUCGGCCGCGUUUCAGCGCUCGCUGGAUCGGGUCAGUGCUCGCAUGGGAGUCAGCGCCGCGCACAUCCGGCACAAUCGCCAGAACCGCGAUCUCCUCGAGGGGGCCCGCAAACUCGGCUAUGCCGCCGAGGCGGUGCCGCAGAAUACCGGCGGCGAGGAACACUACUGUGGGUAUUGUACCCUGGGCUGCUCAGCGGCGGGCAAGAAGGGUCCUACGGAAACUUGGCUGGCGGAUGCGGCCAAGGCGGGUGCGGUCUUUGUCGAAGGCUUCAAGGCGGAUAAAGUCACUUUCACGACUACGGACAGAGAACGAAUCGCUACGGGGGUGGAGGGGACUUGGACCUCGCGGAACGCGUACCUGGCCCGGGGCCAGGGAGAUGAUGCGAUCACCCGGAAGGUGGUGAUUAAAGCGAAGAAAGUGAUUGUGUCCUGCGGGACCCUGAACAGCCCUCUUCUGCUUCUCCGCAGUGGGUUGCAGAAUUGGCAUAUCGGUCGAAAUCUUCAUCUCCAUCCAGUCCUCUUUGGAGCGGCCGUCUUUGGCGAAGAGAUUCGACCCUGGGAGGGCUCGGCCCUAACCGCUGUCGUCAAGGAGUUCGAGAAUCUCGAUGGCCGGGGUCACGGUGCGAAGAUCGAAACCACGGUCACUCUGCCGCCCUUCUUCCUACCCAUAUUCCCCUGGCGAGGUGGCCUCGAGUACAAAUUGUUUUGUGCCAAACUAAGCGCCAUGACCAGUUUUAUUGCCAUCACCCGUGACCGUGAUUCCGGGCGCGUCUAUCCGGAUCCCGUCGAUGGACGGCUUCGCGUGGACUACACCCCUUCUGCAUUUGAUCGAAACAGUGCCAUGGAAGCAUUGAUUGCUAGUGCGAAGAUUGCUUAUAUCUCGGGUGCCAAGGAAUUCCACGUUUCGUAUGCGGAUAUGCCACCGUUCUGUCGAUCGGAAGACCAAGCUUCAUCUCAUGAUCUCACGGAAUCAGAUGAAGGAAUCAACAAUCCGGAGUUUCAGAAAUGGAUCACUCAAUUCCGACAGAGCUCGCCUCUCGAUGUCGAGAAAGCGGGCUAUGCUAGUGCCCACCAGAUGGGAACCUGUCGCAUGGCGAGCACGGCGAGCAAGGGGGUGGUGGAUCCUCAAUGCCAGGUCUGGGGUACGCAGGGGCUUUAUGUCAUGGAUGCAUCCGUUUUUCCUAGUGCGAGCGGUGUAAACCCGAUGAUCACGAACAUGGCCAUUGCGGACUGGGCUAGUCGGAACCUGUCGAAGAAAAUGAGGAAGGGUGGAGGGG